AUGUCUUCUGGGUCGCAGGAUACCUCUUCUGGUCAAUCAGUUCUCAAAGAUGCCGAGGCGAAGGUAGGCAGUGCAUGGGAAUCCACGAAGGAGUCAGUUUCUGAAGCGUUCACUUCGGCCAAGGAGACUAUCUCUGACAAGUAUCGUGAUCUCACCGGCCAAAAGUCCGCGCAGGAGAAAGCCCAAGACAAGGCGAGCGAGGCGGUGGAUCACCUAAAGGAAACCGGUCAGUCCGCGAAGGAGAGUUUGCAGCACGCUGCAGAUGCAGCCUCGGAAAAGUUAAAGGACGGCUAA
Molecule: messenger RNA, 294 nt
Organism: Cyanidioschyzon merolae strain 10D
Lineage: Eukaryota; Rhodophyta; Bangiophyceae; Cyanidiales; Cyanidiaceae
Exons: 1
Coding region: 1-294 (97 amino acids)
Source: RefSeq, a predicted model, not a curated record